AGGUUGCAAAUUUAUAAAAUAGUAGUGCUUAUAAAACCUCAACUUCCCAUGGCUAAUUAAAUUCAUCACAAACUCUUGUUCAUUUAUCAAAUAUCAUAAUCAUGAACCAAAAAGUAUGCAUAGCCAUGAUUCCUUGUCCAGGAAUAAGCCACUUAAUCCCUCUUAUAGAAUUUGCAAAACAACUUGUUCUUCAUCACAAAAACUUCCAUGUAACCUUCCUCAUUCCAACCCUUGGUUCUCCCACACCUUCAACCAAAUCCAUCCUAAACUCUCUUCCACCAAACAUUGACUACACAUUCCUCCCUCAAAUCAACAUCCAAGAUCUCCCUCCCAACAUCCACAUAGCAACACAAAUGAAACUAACUGUUAAACACUCUCUACCUCAUUUGGACCAAGCAGUUAGUACAAUGUUAACUUCUCCAAAACCAAAAAACAACCUUGUUGCUUUGGUCUUUGAUGUUUUCUCAAGUGAUGUUAUUCAUAUAGCCAAAAAGUUCAAUCUCAUGACUUAUUUCUUUGCAGCUUCUUCAGUUAUAGCAAUCCAAGUUUGUCUUACUCUUCCAAAGCUGGAUGAAUCUGUGUCCUCUGAGUUCUUGGACACAACACAAACAUUAGACAUUCCAAACUCUAAUGUUUCUUUUAAGGUAAAAGAUCUUCCUGACCCGGUUCUUUUCGGAAAAUCUAGUGAAACAUACAAAGCCUUUCUACUUUUAUGUAGAAGACUCUCUUUAGCUGAUGGUGUCAUUGUCAAUAGCUUCACAGAUUUGGAACCUGAUAUAGUAAAAUCCACUCAAGAUUCUGUGUCUGUUUACCCUAUUGGACCCAUCAUUCAAAGAGAGUCAAAGAGUAAAGAAAAUGGGUUAAAGUGUAUAAGAUGGUUGAACAAUAAGCCUUCAAAAUCAGUUUUGUUCAUCUCAUUUGGGAGUGGUGGAACACUCACUGUUGAACAAAUCAAUGAGAUAGCCUUUGGAUUAGAAUUAAGUGGUUGUAAUUUUCUUUGGAUUGUUAGGGUUCCAAAUAAGCUUUCAUGUUCAGCUUAUUUCAAGGGACAAAAUGGUAAUUCUAAUUCUAAUUCUAAUUCAAACUCAAAAUCUGAUUUUGAUGAUGACCCAUUAAAUUAUUUGCCAUUGGGUUUCUUGGAAAGGACUAAAGAUCAAGGCUUGGUGGUCCCAUCAUGGGCCCCACAAGUUGAGAUUCUGAGUCAUGGUUCAACUGGUGGGUUUUUGAGUCAUUGUGGAUGGAGUUCAUGUUUGGAGGGAUUGGUUUAUGGUGUGCCUAUGAUUGCAUGGCCACUAUAUGCUGAGCAGAGAAUGAAUGCAGCAACAUUGAGUGAUGUUUUCAAGGUGGCUGUUAGGCCAAGGAUUGAUGAACAAGAUGGGGUGAUAAAAGGGGAGGAAGUAGCAAGAGUUAUAAAGAUUAUAAUGGAUGGUGAAGGGUUGAAAUUGAGGAGGAGAAUUGAAGAGGUGAGAGAUGGGGCUGAGGCUGCUUUGAGGGAAGAUGGUUCUUCUAGGAUGGCACUUUCAAGGUUAGUGAGCAAAUGGGAGGAAAAAGCAAGUCAGAAAAUUGAAGUUGUUUCCACUAAUGGAAUAUAGCUUAGUUUUGCUAUAUUUAAAUUUUUUAUUAUAAUAAUUAUUCAGUUUUAUUUUUGCUUAA
Vicia villosa (hairy vetch) is the source of this 1653-nucleotide messenger RNA. RefSeq names its product hydroquinone glucosyltransferase-like. Bases 102 to 1592 code for a protein of 496 amino acids. Gene Ontology annotation, molecular function: UDP-glycosyltransferase activity. The transcript has a single exon. Lineage: Eukaryota; Viridiplantae; Streptophyta; Magnoliopsida; Fabales; Fabaceae. The record is from RefSeq and is a predicted model, not a curated record.